Molecule: messenger RNA, 1503 nt
Organism: Hansenula anomala
Lineage: Eukaryota; Fungi; Ascomycota; Saccharomycetes; Phaffomycetales; Wickerhamomycetaceae
Exons: 1
Coding region: 1-1503 (500 amino acids)
Biological process (GO): positive regulation of transcription by RNA polymerase II
Cellular component (GO): nucleus
Molecular function (GO): sequence-specific DNA binding; DNA-binding transcription factor activity
Source: RefSeq, a predicted model, not a curated record
AUGUCCCAGCCACCAUACGUGUACGAUAGUAAGAACUCAAAGCCAACUCAAACUUACGGAGUGAACAACAACAACAACGCUAGUUUAAUGGGAUCAACAGGCCCAGGUCUCAGCAAUUAUACCCAAGCCAGCUACACACAGUAUCCACAAGCUGCUACUCGUCCUCAACAACAACAGAGUCCACAGCAGCAAGCCCAGCACCCACAACCAGCUAUGAAUAGAACAGCUUAUGGCAACAUGGCGCCAACUUUCAAUCAAUAUGAUCAACAGCAAGUAUAUGGAGGUUAUGGCCAACCAGUACAACAAUAUCAACAACAACAACAACAACAGCAACAACAAACACAACAGCCCAAUUAUUAUCAAGCUGGUCAACCCCAAGCGGGCCAACCUUACGCCGGCGGUGUCCCUCAAUUCAAUCAAUCUUCCUUUAUGGGCUCGUACAAUCAAGGGACAACACCAGCUCCAACUUAUCAAGCAACUGCAGCGGCUUAUGGUUAUCCAGCCACCAAUUAUCCAAAUCAACAACCUGGUUUCAACACCAACGAGAACAACUCGCCAUAUAAACCAAGCAAUCAAAUGGCUCAACAGGCCCCUACAUCAUCAGGCUCCAACAUCAACAUGGCGACCAUAAGAGGUGGUUUACAAAGUGCCACUGCACCUCCAUUAAUUGAUCCUAAUCAAGUUCCUCAACGUCCAAAGCUGACAACUACUUUCUGGGAGGAUGAGAAUACUGUUUGUUAUCAAGUGGAAUCAAGAGGAAUAUCAGUUUCUAGACGUGAAGAUACAAAUUUCAUAAAUGGUACCAAACUACUAAAUGUUGCCGGUAUGACUAGAGGUAGAAGAGAUGGUAUAUUAAAAUCUGAAAAGGUUCGUUAUGUUGUUAAGAUUGGUGCUAUGAAUCUGAAAGGUGUUUGGAUACCGUUUGAGAGAGCUUUGGAACUGGCCAGAAAUGAAGGUAUUGUUGAUUUACUGUAUCCAUUAUUCGUUAAAGAUAUUAAAGAAUUAUACCAAGGACCUCAAUAUUCUGGUGGGUUAACAGCAGCUGCAAAUAGUAACCCUAAGAAUAUAAUACCCGUUCAAGUUACAAAUACUACAUACACACCAAGUGCUUAUGCUACAAGGGAGAAGAAGUUGCAAAAUUCUACACCAAAAGCUGAAAAGGCGAAAGGUGCUCAAUUACCACAACCAAAUACAUCAUCCCAACCACCAAUGUCUCAACCUUUUGGUGGUGCUCAACCACAACAAGUUGUUGGUUCCAACAUGCAAUAUGGUUAUCCUGGGGCUGCUUAUCCAUACUCUACUCAAUAUUCACAGCCAUAUACACAACAUUCAACUAGCACAGCACCAACCACAGCAGAUGUAAGUCAACCAAUGAGUUCACAGUCUUAUGCACCAGGUGGUUACUAUUCCUAUCAACAACCAGCUUCUGCCAACGAUGGUUCUUCUGCUCAUCCUCCAUUAGAAGCUGAUGAUAAAAGAGCCAAUGAAACAGAGGGAAAAUGA